UAGAUUUCUUAGUUUUACAUUCUCUUUCUUUGUUUCCUAUAUAAUGCAAGAAAGAACACUGACUCGUAAUAGUUACAAACUUUGUCAGGCCUAAAAGAUAUGGGAACAAACGAUACAACAUGUUCAGGACCAAUGAAAGCAACCUCUAACGGAGUCUUUCAAGGAGAGAAUCCUCUUCAUUACGCGUUACCUCUUCUGAUACUCCAGAUCUGCAUCGUUCUUUUUCUCACUCGUGUUCUUGCUUUUAUCCUUCGUCCUCUCCGGCAACCACGUGUCAUCGCCGAGAUAGUGGGUGGAAUAUUACUUGGACCAUCAGCUCUUGGGAAGAGUUCAAAGUUUCUCAGCACUGUUUUCCCAACAAAGAGUCUAACCGUAUUAGACACACUUGCAAACCUAGGACUCCUCUUCUUCCUCUUCCUCGUUGGUCUCGAGCUCGAUCCCAAAUCCCUCAAGCGAACGGGAAAGAAAGCUCUCUCCAUCGCUCUAGCCGGAAUCACUCUCCCUUUCGUCUUCGGCAUCGGGACUUCGUUUGCUCUCCGUAGCUCCAUCGCUGAUGGCGUUAGCAAAGCUCCUUUCCUUGUCUUCAUGGGCGUGGCCCUCUCCAUCACAGCUUUUCCCGUUUUGGCUCGGAUUCUCGCUGAGAUCAAGCUUCUUACAACUGAUAUUGGUAAGAUUGCUUUGUCUGCCGCUGCGGUUAAUGAUGUUGCCGCUUGGAUCCUACUUGCUCUCGCGGUGGCUCUCUCCGGCGACGGGAGCUCUCCGUUAACGUCUCUCUGGGUGUUUCUUGCGGGUUGCGGUUUUGUCCUGUUCUGUAUCUUUGCCGUGCAGCCAGGGAUGAAGUGGAUAGCAAAACGUUGUCCCGAAGGAGAACCGGUUAAAGAACAGUACGUGUGUCUCACGUUAGGUGUUGUUCUUGCUGCUAGCUUCGUCACGGACCUUAUUGGCAUUCAUGCGCUGUUUGGUGCGUUUGUGAUAGGAGUUAUCUUCCCUAAAGAAGGUAACUUCGCGAGUUCUCUGGUUGAGAAAGUUGAGGAUCUCGUGUCAGGUCUUUUCUUGCCGCUUUACUUCGUCUCAAGCGGUUUGAAAACAGAUGUGGCGACUAUACAAGGAGCUCAGUCUUGGGGACUAUUGGUUUUGGUUAUUUUUAAUGCUUGUUUCGGUAAAAUCGUCGGCACGGUUGCGGUUUCUCUUUACUGCAAGGUUCCACUUGACGAGUCAUUAGCACUCGGUUUCUUGAUGAACACGAAAGGUCUUGUUGAGCUCAUUGUCCUCAACAUUGGUAAAGACAGAGGGGUUUUGAAUGAUCAAAUCUUUGCUAUAAUGGUUCUAAUGGCUAUUAUAACCACGUUCAUGACGACUCCUCUGGUUUUAGCGGUUUACAAACCGGGUAAAUCCUCAACCAAAGGUGAUUACAAUAACCGAACGGUAGAGGAAACGAACCAGACCAACAAACCACUUCGUCUUAUGUUCUGUUUCCAAAGCAUAAUGAACAUUCCAACGAUCGUCAACCUCAUAGAAGCAUCACGAGGCACGAACCGUAAAGAAAGUCUACAAGUCUACGCGAUGCAUCUCAUGGAGCUUUCGGAGAGAUCAUCAGCUAUACUAAUGGCACACAAGGUCAGGAAAAACGGUCUCCCUUUCUGGAACAAAGACAAGUCUGGUAAUACUUCUUCUUCCGACAUGGUGGUGGUCGCGUUCGAGGCUUUCCAGAGACUCAGCCGUGUCUCAGUGCGUCCGAUGACGGCGAUCUCGGCGAUGGCGACUAUUCAUGAGGAUAUAUGCCGAAGCGCUGAACGCAAACGCGCCGCUAUGGUGAUUCUUCCGUUUCACAAGCACGUUAGGCUGGACAGGACGUGGGAGACGACAAGGAACGAGUACCGUUUGAUUAACAAGAAGGUUAUGGAGGAAGCUCCGUGUUCUGUCGCGAUUCUGGUUGAUCGUGGGCUUGGUGGUUCGACACGUGUCGCGUCUAGUGAUUUCACGUUGGUGAUAACGGUUUUGUUUUUUGGCGGGAGUGAUGAUCGCGAGGCGUUAGCGUUUGCGGUUCGUAUGGCGGAACAUCCUGGUAUAAGCUUAACCGUGAUUCUGUUUAUUCCUAGUGAGGAGUUUAAACCGGAAAACGUGAAGCUGGAGAUAACCGAAGAUCAAGCCGGUUCAUGUUCAGGGGAGACUAGGUUGACUGAUAUAGAGGCUAUAACCGAACUUAAAGCAAAGGUUAAAGAACAAGAAAGCUCUCGUUCUGAUUCAGAUAUCGAAUCUCGGAUCGUUUAUGAAGAUAAAAUCGUGAAAUGCCACGAUGAAAUCUGCGAGGUUAUAAAAGAAUAUUCUAAAAGCAAUCUUUUCUUGGUGGGGAAGUCACCGGAAGGUUCGGUGGCGUCAGGGUUAAACGUGGUAAGAAGUGACACGCCGGAGCUUGGGCCUGUCGGGAAUUUGUUAACUUCGAGUGAAAGUGUUUCAACGUCCGCGUCGGUGCUGGUGGUCAAACAGUACGUCGCAAGCCGUGAUUCUACGGCCGUCGGAGUUCUGAAGAACACCACAAAAGGAGUGUUGCCGGUUGAGGGUCUCGAGAGUCCUUAGAGGAUUGAUUGUCUUUGUGAUUCCAAGACUCGAAAGGUCAAAAGAUUUGGCUUGUAUAAUAACAUCUGUUUCAUCUUGUAAAAUAUUUAAUGUGAAUAUAUGA
Molecule: messenger RNA, 2680 nt
Organism: Raphanus sativus (radish)
Lineage: Eukaryota; Viridiplantae; Streptophyta; Magnoliopsida; Brassicales; Brassicaceae
Product: cation/H(+) antiporter 17-like
Exons: 3
Coding region: 100-2577 (825 amino acids)
Biological process (GO): regulation of pH; proton transmembrane transport
Cellular component (GO): endomembrane system; membrane
Molecular function (GO): antiporter activity
Source: RefSeq, a predicted model, not a curated record